AUGGGGCAUAACACACAAGAGUUUGACAACCCAAACCCUUCUCUGUACAUUGUUCAAGGCGAACGCAGCCAGACUGAAUUCGCCGUCCCAGACACAUGUGGUCUAGAGAGACGGCUUAUGCAUGCUCCAAGCGAGUUCACCGAUGGCUCUGGCCCGGGCCCCGACCCCGGCAUGGCCCCGAGUGGGGCCGUGAUUAUUUCCGGAGCGGCGUGUUUUGUCCAUAGAAUUAGCCACGGACCAAUUCUUCCCCUUCCCCCGUCUCCAAAAACACCAGAAACCCCCCGACCCCAAAUCCACAAUCCUGUUGCCUCAGGUCUAAGAAUGGCCCCCGAAACGAGGGAACGAGCCUCACGCCGUGUAGUCAUCAAGCCCACCCCCCUUUGUUGCGCCGCAAGGACCGUUUCGCAGAGGCCAGCGCAUCCAAACCGCCAAGAAGAUAGAUUGCUUCAAAACCUUGUGGAUCAGCAAUACAUCCCACCCCAAGGAAAAGGUCCCCCCCACGCCCUGGCUUUCUCGAGUCUCAGUGUCUGGGGACCCCCAAUUGCCAUUGUCGCUCGAACAAUAAGUCAGCUUGGCGUGAAACCUCACGAAUCGGCUGCUGUCCCGGGGGGGCCUUCCCGUGGUUAUAGCGCCUUUUUGCCUGGUCAUCGCGCUUCAUCUUGGGUUCUCUGGUCGGCUAUUACCGUACGGACGGACUAUCACUUGGGACGACAAGCGGCCGGCAUUGCACAUCUUUCGUCCCGUCCAAUCUUGGCGCGUGUCGGAGGGCCAGGCCCGGCCCGCCCGCCGCUCGAGUUUGCCUGCCACACUGGUCUUGCCACCGCGGUUGGUCAGGUGCACUGCGAAGACCCCCCAUUCUCGAGUUGCAAACUGGGCACCUUCAUAGGUACAGUCGUCAAGUCCCAGAUAAGAUGCCACAUACCAACGAGUACCAGCAUAUGUUUGGACAAGCAGGCAGGCAGGCAGACAGGCAGACACACAACUCGUCUCAUCAUCAGCUUCUCGCUCAUCUCUUUCUCGCCUGUGGUGGCCUCGGGUGCUAACCCUCUCAACUCGACUCAGUCGCGCGGGUUGGUUGAAGGGCUCGGCAGGCCUGCCAAGGGCGGUCACAUGCCAGAUGCAAAGCCCCGUCGAUCUUCCUUCUCGUCCCACCUAAACCUCUUCGCUUUCUUCAUUUACCUGACAACGGUGACAGAUUGGGCGCGCAUCCCAAACGAUCUAGCCAAAAUUGCCAGACUAGACAGGAAGCAAGAUUCGUCUCCGAAACUCUCUCAAUUGUCUUCUGGCACUCUUCAGCAGCAGGACCCUCCCCUCGGGAAUUUCGCGAACCAAGUCCGAGUCUCUUGCGCGACUGCGAUUAAACUCCAGGUGCAAGCAACCUCCCCCUUCUCCCGAUUUGCACGUCAUAAUUACCACCUACAACAACAACACCACCUUUAUGGCACAUUCCUCGGCAUAGACCAGGAAAUCAACGCACCCAGAUGUCUGUCUCUCUCUCUCUCCCCCGCCUCCCAGGAAAUCGACCCUCGGUGCCCCCCUCCCCCUCCAUUCCACCCGCGCACUCUCGUCGUGGCAACGAGUCCAAGUAAUCAAACAGGGCAGAGACUCGAUAGCAACAACGUUUGCGUGCGUGGAAUGACCAGCGAACGAACGAAAAACGCAAACGUUGCGCAAAUCAAGGCAAAAACCGUGCCGGCUUACUCCAAUCGAAACCAUCACCCCCACACCCUUCGAGAGGUCUCGCAAAUCAAAGUGUGUGCCGAUGAGCUGUCUCUCCCCCAGACUUUCUGUCUUUGCACAAUCAGCAAUCAUUUCCCCAAUCCGCCAGCCCGGAUUAACAAAACACGACGCGUUCUACUGCAUCCCACUUAUCCCACCUUGAAGCUUGGUCUUUGCUCCCUUUCCCUCCCCUCUCUGUCGUGCAUUCCCAUUCCUUCUCUCUCUCUUCUCUGUCUGGAACUUGCAACAACUUUCAGGGAGCAGGGGAAGUCUCGGCGAGUUGGUGUCCCCCCCGACUUUGACAGCUCCGAGCCUCCUGGCCCUCUCUUCCCACCCCAUGUCGCUCUCGCUCCUCAAAGCCCGUCCUCCUUCCCUUCCCUUGAUCCGCGUAGCCCGGCAAUGUGUAAUGUACCUACUCGUAGGCUUCCCGAGAAUGCGGCACGGCCAAAGACAGACUGA
Colletotrichum lupini is the source of this 2178-nucleotide messenger RNA. RefSeq lists its product as uncharacterized. The transcript has 14 exons. Lineage: Eukaryota; Fungi; Ascomycota; Sordariomycetes; Glomerellales; Glomerellaceae. The coding region runs from base 1 to 2178 and encodes 725 amino acids. The record is from RefSeq and is a predicted model, not a curated record.